Molecule: messenger RNA, 2025 nt
Organism: Gryllus bimaculatus (two-spotted cricket)
Lineage: Eukaryota; Metazoa; Arthropoda; Insecta; Orthoptera; Gryllidae
Source: the annotation of a GenBank genome assembly
AUGCGGUUGCUAACGUUCUGUUACUUCGCCUUUGCGGUAUUUCUCGCUACUCCCGCCUCCGCAAGUCUCUACGAGUCUGUACAAAGGUACUUUCGUGCAAUCUCCAUUCCUUUCAAGAACUCUCUGUUGCCAUGUGACUGUGUUAAUUCCAUUCUCGACUGUUCGCGGCGCGGCAAAAAGGUUCUGACUGCACAAGACGCGUGUUCCAGCCCGGUCAUCGAACUGAACCUUUUUGAAAAUGCGUUACCCGAGUUCCCGGAAGGAUUCACGUCAGCUGUUGUCGUCAACGCUUCACGGAACAAGUUCACUGCUUUACCUCCUGCGUCCCGGCUGAACCCGGGGAUACAAGUUUUAGAUCUCUCUGGAAACUUCAUAGAGGUUGCGGAGUCCGAGUUUCGGACUUUCGCAGCUUUACAAUCGCUGAACCUGCAAGAUAACUACAGAAAUAUCACUCACCUCCGCUUCCUUCCUGAUCCAUGUGCGCUGCGACAUCUGGAUAUCAGCAACAAUGAAAUUGUAAAUCUCGAAGGACCUCUCAGAAAAUGCGCUAGGCUCGAGACUUUAGAUUUAUCUCGCAACGAGUUGACAUCGUUACCUGCAGACGUGUUUUCAACGUUUUCGAGAUUGAAAACUCUUAGUUUGAGCGGUAACCAGAUUCAAAAUGUCUCAUCAUCUAUAUUUUCAACGCUCAGAAAUCUACGGAGGUUGGAAUUGGAAAAUAUGCAUCUGGAUACACUUCCAAAUGGGUUAUUUAAUGCUUUGCAGCAUUUGGAAUAUUUGACAUUGGCUAGAAACAACAUCUUCUCAUUGCCAACGAACAUAUUCUCAACUCUCGUUAAUCUCAAACAUUUAAAUCUUGGAAAUAAUGUAAUUCAUGCUUUUCCUGAGAAUCCUCUUAGAAGUCUGUCAUCAUUAGAAACGUUGGACUUGUCACAUAACCAAAUAAGCGAUCUGCCCGAUGGUGCAUUUUCUGAAUUUCCUCGAUUAAAACAAGUAAUCUUAUUAAGUAAUCCUCUAGCUUCAAUACCUGUGGAUGCCUUCCACAACGCCGUGAAAUUACAGGAAGUUGUCCUCGGAAAUCACGAACUAGCGCCUCUAUUAGCUGGGACAUUUUCCGAAUCCAGUAACCUUACGUUUGUGUUAGUUUCGAUUUCUAACUUGAAUUCCAUAAAUCUUGCAGCAUAUUCACGUGUCACCGCUUUUGGAAUUUUAAACAGCGCAUUUGCUUCUCUUCCUGACAGAGCAUUUGCAUCUCUACCUCGCCUUAAGUUUCUCUCGCUGAGUUCAAACUCCGUGGGUUCACUGUCUCAAAAUACUUUCGUUGGCCUGCCUCAUCUCGAUUUUCUCGUUCUUUCUGGAAUUGGAAUUUCUUCUAUCCCAGGGCGAGCGUUUUCUCAACUACUUCAACUGAAGCAUCUCCUUUUGGAUCAGAACCAUCUUACUACACUUCCUGACAGACUUUUUUCCGGACUGAGUCGGUUGUGUGUCCUGAAGUUGAACCACAACAGGCUGACAAAUAUUCCUGGUGGAAUAUUUCAAGGCCUAAGUGCGUUAGAAAGACUGGAUUUGUCCCACAAUCAACUCACGACGUUACCGCCAAAUAUAUUUUCUAAUCUCGUCUCCCUCAUAGAAUUAGAUCUCCGGCUGAACGACUUAACGACACUUCCACUGUAUGAUGCUUCUUGCACAUCUUUGAAGAUUGCGAUGUUCUUCGAAAACCCCUUCUCACAAGUGCGCGAAAACGUUUUGCGCUCGUGGAUGAAUUCCGGAAGCGUGGAGUACUUGAACAUCGAGGACACGUCGUCGGCGCUGCGUCUGGGAGACGUGGCAUGGCUGCUGCGGGAGCCCGGGCUGGCCGCCGGGGAAGACGUGUUCGGGGAGCGCUGCCAGUGUGGAGUGUUUCGACGCAGCCGCUUCCAGCUGCGGCUGUGCGUCAGCGUGGAGUGCAACUCCACCUUCAGAAGUCGCCCCGGUGAUUGGCUCGCCUCCACGCCGGCACGCCUGCGCGCCGCCACGCGUCUCUGA